Messenger RNA from Talaromyces marneffei, 2412 nucleotides. RefSeq lists its product as uncharacterized. The record is from RefSeq and is a predicted model, not a curated record. The coding region runs from base 1 to 2412 and encodes 803 amino acids. Gene Ontology annotation, molecular function: quinone binding; copper ion binding; primary methylamine oxidase activity. Gene Ontology annotation, cellular component: plasma membrane. The transcript is spliced from 8 exons. Gene Ontology annotation, biological process: amine metabolic process. NCBI's taxonomy places the organism in Eukaryota, Fungi, Ascomycota, Eurotiomycetes, Eurotiales, Trichocomaceae.
AUGAGGAUUCUCUCACCAGGCCUCCUGACCCUCGGUGGUCUAGCAGUAAUCGCUUCUGCUUCGCCGUUCAAUAUGAAGAACUUCAUGCCAGGAGUGAAGCCCUUCUCCAUGAAGGACGCUUGGCAUAAUCAUCACGGUCACAAAAACGCAACUGAGUCCUGCAACUCUGGUACCUUAUUGACAACUAAGGCACCACUUGAAAACAUCUUUGCAGCACUGACCGCCGAUGAGGCUGCCGCCGUGACAAAGUUCCUCCAUGAGCGACCGGAGCUUAACCUCACAGCCAACACCAAUGCAACCAGUUGGGACAAUGUCAUCGUGCUUGUACAGGUGUUGCAACCCAACAAGACUGAUGCACUUCCUUACCUGAACGGCGAGGGGUCCAAGCCGCUGCGAUACGCAACAGCGACGCUCCAGUUCCAGGCCACUCUAGAGCCAUAUUUGCAAGAAUACAUCAUUGGCCCAUUACCAAUAUCAAAAAAGACAACUGUGCAACCGCUGAACUAUCCUUUCAAUAAGGGCGUCGGAAGACAACGGAUCUACAACGCUGAUGCGGGGGCGUAUGGAGAUUUCCUAGCAAACGUCUCUAAAUCAGUAGAGGAUAUUCUAAUGGAGAUGUUCAAUGGGACUUUUACAAACUCACCAGGCGAUUUUCUGGGUCUCGGGCCAAGCGACCCUCUCUGGAUUGAUGAUGUCACCGGCGCAGUUACCACCUGGAAUGAGUAUACGACGUCUCCUACGGACAUCUACGGUACUGGUUCGCUCUUGCGGAGUGGGUUGGCUGUUCGAACUGAUCUGACUGGUCGAGACCCUUCAAAAUGGUCUGUGUUGGGAUGGUACUACAACGGAGAGUUUUACAAGACUACGGACGACUUUCGGUCCGCUUUCUACAACGGCACCUUUCAGUAUUUCACGCCGAGCGCUGAUGGAGAUUGGGGGGCGACCUCUCCAACAAGCCCUAUGCACUUACGCGAUGACACUCCACCGCCAGUGAGCGUCCAACCAGCCGGUCCCCGUUUUGGAGUGGAUAAGGAAGAAACCUAUAUUGAAUGGAUGGGUUUCUCGUUCUUUCUCACCUUUACCCGCGAUACCGGAAUGAGACUGUUCGAUAUCAAAUUCAACGGCGAACGCAUUGUGUACGAACUGGGUAUGCAGGAGGCGAUGGCACACUAUGCAGGGUCUAACCCAGGCCAGUCAGCUCUCUCAUUUCUUGACUCUUACUACGGAUUCGGUCCGAAUGCGUUCGAGUUGGUCAAUGGAUAUGACUGCCCUGCGUACGCAACGUACUUAAAUACGUCAUUCUACUGGCGUGAGGAGAGACGAUCGCACCAAAACAGCAUCUGCAUAUUUGAAAUGGACGCAGGUUACCCGGUGGCACGCCAUACCGCAAACAACUACGUCUAUACAGCCAAGAAUAUUCAUCUCGUCGUCCGCAGCGUGAGUACCCUCGGUAAUUACGACUACAUGUUUGAAUACGCCUUUUUCUAUGAUGGGUCGAUCCACGUCACGGUGCGUGCCUCCGGUUACAUUGCCGCUGCAUUUUGGGCCGCCAACAGCGAUUAUGGCUUCCACAUCCACGACACCGUCUCGGGCUCCAUGCACGACCACGUACUAAAUUACAAGCUCGACUUAGACAUUCACGGCACGAAAAAUAGUCUAAUGAAGCUCGAAGUCAUUCCAACCACCGAAGUUUACCCCUGGUCAGACGGUCAGCCGCGGAAUACAAUGAAAGUGUCUAAGACAUUCAUCGAGAGCGAGGAUGACUCAAAGAUCAUGUGGGCUCCUAACGGUGCAGCCACCUACGCAGUGGUGAAUCGGGAUAAACCCAACAGGUUCGGCGAGUAUCCAGGAUAUCGCAUUACUCCGGGAACUGCAAACACAGCUCAUCUUACGGUCAUAAAUUCAACAAAUCUGAAGAACAGCGUCAAUUGGGCAACCCACCACCUAUACGCUGUGCAGCAAAAGGACACAGAACCAAGAAGCGUGUACGCCUUCAGCUCGUUAGACACGGCCCGCCCGGUUGUCGACUUUGAGAAGUUUUUUGAUGGCGAGUCUCUUGAGCAGGAGGAUCUGGUGAUCUACUUUAACUUAGGCAUGCACCAUGUUCCUGACACCCAGGAUCUUCCCAACACCGUCUUCACGAAUGCCCAAUCUACUGUAGUUAUUGCCCCGCAAAACUACUUCAUACGAAAUCCAGUUUCGCAGACCGUUCAACAGGUCGAGAUCGACUAUGACCUCGAUACCGUGGUAAAUAUUAAGAAGUUUAGCCCUAACGAUGCUGUUUGCACAUAUGACAUGACCCAUACCGUUGCAAACUUCAGCAACUACAUUGGCGGCGAUAUCAUUAUCCGCAAGUGGCCCUACGACCCUUCAAACCCAUUUUACGGUAUGACCGAGAUAGAAGGUGCGUGA